AUGGUCGCAGCGGCAAAGCAGACUGCCGCGCCAGCCGCCCCUGCUGGCCCUGCGCCGGUCCCGCUGCCGCCCGGCGAGCAGGACCGCCGCAGCUGCGCCAAGGUGAUGCUCCACGUCAGCAAGCAGCUGCGGUCCAUCAAGCAGCGCACGCUGCUGCGCCUGGAGCAGAGCGGCCGCCUCGACCGCGCCGCCGCGGGCAGCUACGAGGCCUGGGUGCGCGCGCGCGGCGCGGCGGCGCGGGGCGGGUACCUGCGGCCGACCGACGCGGCAGCGGAGGAAGCUGCGCGGGAGCUGGAGAAGCUGGUGGUAUCCGCGCUGCUGGAGCCGACUGUGACGCUGCCCAUCCUGGCGGUCAGCCUGCAGAACAAGCUGCUGACCGGCAAGAAUUCUGACCGCUUCAGGUUCUUGCUGAGCACGCUCAAGCUUCAGGGCGUCGACCCCGUGGUGCUGCAGCUGGCGUUCGGCCCCGCGCAGUGCCUUGAGGUGAUGGAUGCGGACGUCAACGGGCGGUGGCACCUGUUCAUCAUUCGCGCAGACGGCGAGGCGGUGGCCAGGCACACCGGCGUCGCGCCGCCCAAGGAGCUGCUUGCAGCCAACAGGGCGGUGUCCCCGUGGCGCCUGGGCGCCGCGGGCGUCAACCUCGCAAAGGCAGCGGCCCUGGGGGUGCGCGAGUGGCUGCCAAAAAUGCCCGAGUGGCCAGAGGCGCUGGGGCGGCCGCUGGCGUGGGAGCCUGGGCCUGAGAAGCGGCGGCGGCUGGAGGCGGAGGGGGCGGCGAGGCAGCAGCAGCAGCAGCAGCGGGAGCAGGACGGGGACCAGGCCGACAUCGGCCACCUCGUGGUGGAGCUGCUGCAGACGCCCAGCGCGCGGGAGCAGAUGAAGCGGCGGGAGUUCGAGUCCUCGGGCGGUGCGUCGGUGCGGGUGCCGUGCCCGCACCUGACAAAGGAGGCGUGCUGCGCCGUCAGGGGCACGGCUGCGCCCUGCGAGGACCGCCACUUCAAGUGA
This is a messenger RNA of Monoraphidium neglectum, 1002 nucleotides long. RefSeq lists its product as hypothetical. The record is from RefSeq and is a predicted model, not a curated record. Lineage: Eukaryota; Viridiplantae; Chlorophyta; Chlorophyceae; Sphaeropleales; Selenastraceae. The transcript is spliced from 6 exons. Bases 1 to 1002 code for a protein of 333 amino acids.